Molecule: messenger RNA, 5587 nt
Organism: Ictalurus furcatus (blue catfish)
Lineage: Eukaryota; Metazoa; Chordata; Actinopteri; Siluriformes; Ictaluridae
Gene: hbs1l
Product: HBS1-like translational GTPase
Exons: 15
Coding region: 2906-4432 (508 amino acids)
Biological process (GO): translation
Molecular function (GO): GTPase activity; GTP binding
Source: RefSeq, a predicted model, not a curated record
GAUACUCUCAGUGGACCACGUCCGAACUCCAGGGGCUUUCCAAAAGAUGAUAGACCUAUUAACUUUCAGCACUGCUUGUUCCUCUGUGGUGUGAAUGAAUGAUGUGACAUCGUAGAGGACUUUGUAGAGUAUAUUAAAUUCAGAUCUUUUGGUGUAGAAUAGCUUAUAUAUUCUUUACAGCGUAUAAGCUAUAAGGUGUUUUUACUCAAUACCAAAAUUCUGAUUAACAGGUGUGUGUUCCUAGGAGAAGUAAGUGAAGUUACCUAGGUUAUGCAAGUUCACCAGAAAUCCUGCAUAACUCUGACAAAUGUUUCAAUCAUACCUUAUAGUGCUAGAAGCUUACAGUUACCUUGAUGAUAUACAGUGACUUAAAUGGGAUUUUCUAGAUCAUCGUGCCCAAAAAUGAUCUUUACUGCUUUGAUAAUAAAAAGUGUGUGUGUGUGUGUGGGGGGGGACCCACAUAAGUGCCAAUCUAGGACAUUUAGUCCUACAACAACCCCCAAUUUAGUUUUCCCCUAAGGUAACAAGAUUACAGGCGUUCAAUAUGAGCGCCGUUACCCUACUUUAAUGCUAGCAAUGACGAGAAAGGGAACUAAAAACAAACUAAAAUACAUAGCCUAUGGCCCACGAUUUACCCAAGUAUGCAAUUUAUUUGUCUUAAAACCUAUUUUAAAUGAAGUUUACUGCUGAAACGGUAUGGACGUUUGACCUGUGUCACUUGCCAGGCUUCGUAUAAGUCAUUAGCAGUCUAGCAGCGCAGAUUAGCUAACCGUGCUAGCUGCAGAAUGUCUCCCGAGACCCCACUGAGAUCUGGUACUUGGUUCCAAGCUUUAUUUCUCUUCCUAAUGCUCUCGAUACACAUUACAUUUAGCGAGAGGUCGUGUACGACAGGAUAAGAUGCGUUUGAUUAAAGGACAUAACUUGUGUAAAAAAAACAACAGGUAAUAAAGGUUGGAACUAGGGACGGUCUCCUGAACACCGAGUUCAGCAAGUGACGUCAAAUCAGAACGGCUGCUCACAGCAUCAACAGUAAACAAAACAAAGUAGCACGUCUUUACCUUUAAUCAGUCCGUACAGGAUGUCGCAGAGUUUUUUUUUUUGCGUGAUUGUUGCGGCCAGAAAUGCUUCAGCGUUUUUCAAAAUUUAUGGUGCAAUUUGCAAGUUAUUUAUUUAUUUAUUUACUUUCGUGCGUUAAACUACUACCGUGCUCAUGUUUGACGCACGUGAAUCGAAGAGGGCUUUUGACUGAAUGCACGUCGUGAUGACGUCACAUGACGCGUCUCGGCCCGAAUCUGCGGAAAAUCUUCUGUGAUUUAAAAAAAAAAAAAAAAUUAUUUUUGCUGUUAACCUCUGCGAUCGCAAAAUCCUGGAGGGACUGUUUAAAUGAGUUCUACUGUAUAUACACGUAUUGUAUCUAGCUUGAUGCUAACAAACAACAAGCAUGGAAAUGUUUAUUCCCUCAAUCAAAUGGAUAUAUUUCCAUAAUUAUUUCCAUAAUUCCGACUUCUAAGGUAUGUCAAAAACAGCAUAAAGUUAUGAGAGGGGGACUGGGGACUGGGGGGGGGGGGUGACAAUGCCAUACCAUGCGCACCCUACAGUUGGUCCGAGGAAUCAUGCUGCUCAGUCGUUUGUCUUUGUUGCUUCACGGCCUCGUUCCUAUUGUGCAUGAAGUUGUCAACAUCUGUGGUACUGUUGCCUUUUCAUGCUACACUGUCACUGAAAUUGCUGCCCCUGCCAAGCGUACCUGGAAAAUGGUCACCUGCCGCUUUGUUGCUCGCUGGUUUGGCCGCAGGGUGAUUCCUGCACGAAUUGCCGCCAUGUUUGCUGCAACAUAUCCAUGAUCUUUAACCAAUCGCAUGUUGUGGUGAUGAGUUCUAGUUGGCCAAAGAAUGGCCCAUGUACAACCAGUCCACUUCAGUGCUAAUCCAAAUGAAGAGGACUUGGUUUUUAGAAGGAAAAAAAAAAUGUUCCAUGGUAUUCUGUAAAAUGGGACAAUAUCAAUAUUUCUACACUUCCUGGUUGACUUUAAAAAAAAAAAAAAAAAAAAAAAAAAAAAGUAUGGAAAGUCCUCAGUGUUCGGAGGAGCUUGCAAUGUUUGAAAAUUACGGCCGAUUUUCCGCAGAUUUGGGCCGAGUGACGUCAUCACAAUGUGCAUUUAGUCGAAUUCACUUCGACUCACGUGCGUUGAACAUGAGUACAGCUAGUAAGUCUCGUCUGCCAACAGACGUCGCAAAAUCAAGGAUUUUUGGUCACAACAAUCAGAAAAAAUAAACCCUCCAUGAGAUCCUGUACAGGCUGUCAUAUCACAUAUCACCAUGCAGUGGAUCUGAGUAGUUUCUGUUUCCUUUCAGACCUCUGUUUCUGUUUUUCUGGAAAGCAGCUCAGCUCUCUGCCCGAUAAACCAAAUAAGCAAAUAUUUCUUGCCUGAUUUUUUUUAUUUUUUAUUUUUUUUUGGUGUUGCCAGAUUCAGAUUAACCACUUCACAUUGAGUUAAAAUAAAGCAGCUGAAGACUUGGUCAUGUCACCUCAUCUUCUGCAGUCCGUUUUCAUGUAGGCUUAAGGACACUUUCUGGGUAUUUCUGGUUACUUUGUAGUUCUCCAUACUCAUUUUCUUGUGCGAGUGUUCAAUAAGAGUUGUCUUCAAAUCAAAAGGCCAGAGUUAUAGUAAAUAAAAUGGCACAUUGAUCUCAAUAUUGGCUUUAGCCACCAAGUGAGUAACGUAUUGCCUUUUUCUCUCUUUGUCUGAUCUCAACCGUUGUAUGCCUGCUUGUGGUGCCUCGCCACUCAUCAUCUUCCGCUUCCCGCUCCUCCUCCGCCUCCUCUUCUCAAUUGGCCCUCGUAAGUGAAACCUCGUGAGCUUCCCGAGACUCGUCUUGAAUCCGAGGUGGUUCCUAAAGUGGCCCGGAUGACCGUCUCCGGAAAGAAGCAGACCAUGGGCUUCGACGUGCCGAGCUCCGAGGAGAACGGAGUCAGCCCGUCCGUUCGCAGAGGUCCGAGCCCAGACGCGACGGCAGUAGCAGCUCCGGAGACUCCGUCUAAAGCGCCGUGUGUGGCGGAGGAAACGGCGGCCCCGACCCCGCCCCGCUCCACCAGCAAAAACAAACAGCAGCUCAACAUCCGCACCGAGCUGGAGCAGAGGCAGGGAGGGAAACCGCUCCUCAACCUCGUCGUCAUAGGCCACGUGGAUGCGGGUAAGAGCACGCUCAUGGGUCAUCUCUUGUACCUGUUGGGGAACGUGAAUAAACGCACCAUGCACAAGUAUGAGCAGGAGGCGAAGAAAGCUGGCAAGGCGUCUUUCGCUUACGCCUGGGUGCUGGACGAGACCGGAGAGGAGCGAGACAGAGGGGUGACCAUGGAUGUGGGCAUGACCAAGUUUGAGACCAACUCCAAAGUUGUGACCCUGAUGGAUGCACCAGGCCACAGAGACUUUAUUCCUAACAUGAUCACUGGAGCAGCACAGGCAGACGUAGCCGUGUUGGUGGUGGACGCCAGUCGAGGAGAGUUUGAGGCCGGGUUUGAGGCCGGUGGUCAGACCAGGGAACACGCGCUCCUCGUUCGAUCUCUCGGCGUCACACAACUUGCUAUCGCUGUUAACAAGAUGGACCAGGUGAACUGGCAGCAGUCGAGGUUCCAAGAAAUAACUUCCAAACUUGGCCAAUUUCUCAAGCAGGCUGGUUUCAAGGAGAGUGAUGUGUAUUACAUCCCUACCAGUGGCCUUUCAGGACAGAAUCUCACCACCAGGAGUACUGAAGCAGCGCUCACAGCCUGGUACAAAGGCCCGUGUCUACUGGAACAGAUAGAUUCAUUUAAAGCGCCUCAGAGAUCAGUGGAGAAGCCCUUCAGACUCUGCGUGUCAGACGUCUUUAAAGAUCAGGGUUCUGGCUUCUGUGUGACGGGGAAAAUCGAAGCUGGCUUCGUUCAGACAGGAGACCGGAUGCUGGCCAUGCCUCCCAACGAGACCUGCACUGUGAAAGGUAUCACUCUUCACGAUGAGCCGUUAGACUGGGCAGCAGCCGGGGACCACGUCAGUCUGACCGUCACAGGGAUGGACAUCAUAAAGAUCAAUAUCGGCUGUGUGUUCUGUGACCCCAAGGAGCCCAUCAGGGCCUGCACUCGUUUCCGAGCCAGAAUCCUGCUGUUUAACAUCGAACUGCCAGUCACAAAAGGCUUCCCCGUCCUGUUGCACUACCAGACGGUGAGUGAGCCUGCCACCAUCAGAAAGCUCGUCAGUGUAUUACACAAAACCAGCGGCGAGGUUCUGAAAAAGAAACCGAAAUGUUUGAGUAAAGGUCAGAACGCUGUGGUGGAGAUUCAGACUCAGAGACCUGUGGCUCUGGAGCUCUAUAAGGACUACAAAGAACUCGGGCGCUUCAUGCUGCGUUAUGUGGGUUCCACCAUCGCUGCUGGGGUCGUCACAGAGAUCAAAGAUUAAACUGCAGCUGCACCCAGAUCCUUCAGAACAUGCUGACGGGACUGAGGAGCCACUGAACAGAAGUGCAAUUCCACCCUUAAACUGGACGUCACACACAAUCUCCCUCAUUCAUCCUCAUCACAAGCUCAUUCACAUCCGCUCCCGUCUCGAACACAAAGGCUCGGUGUCUGCAUGCCUUAGAUUCCCUCCAUUGUUUCAUUAGUGGCUGUUUAACACCACACCAGCACAGUUUGUUUACACCGACGACGUCCCUGAUGAACAAACCCAAAAACUUUUCUUCUGAUUGUUUUAUUAUUUUAUGUGAAUCUGAUUAUGACGACAAAAAAAAAAGUGCAAUUCACCCCGGAUGGGGUGAGGAUGUUUUUAAGGUGCAUUUUCUUUUCUUUUUUUUUUUGAGGUUAUUUAUGAAUUAUUCAUCAAGGGCUUUGGCACCACAGUACCAAAUAUGAUAAUAUGCAUUGAUAUUUCUAAACUCCCUUCUCUUGUAUCCAUUGAUGCUGAUGAUCCUAUAGCUGAAAUGGAAAUUCAGGAGGGGGGGGGGACAAACAAAUUACAAUCUACAACUGUACACCGAACCUAAAGCAACACUAAAGAUCUGAUCCAGCAGAGACCGAGAGAGUUCAAAGCAGGUUAGGAGCACUUUGGUUAGGGUUCUCGUGGUACAAGCACCUGAAGAAACUGUGAGCUGCUGAGAAGCUCUGGCAGCAGUGAGACGUAUUUAAAAUGGGUUUAUUGAAGCUGAACUUGUUCAAACAUCUGACUGCUGCUUCACUAAGAAAAUAAAAUCAUGAAAAUGACCGCACAACUCAUACGACUUAUUAUUAUUAUUUUUUUGGUAUGGUGCGUAAAUGAGUAGGUGUAAGCUCGUCCAUAUAGACAUGGCAUUGACCUAACUGUUCUACUUCAAACACGUUUCACCAAACAGUUGAUCUUUUUUUACCCAACAAGUUUGAGAAAUCAGGGGAAUUUGAUUGCUGGAGGGAAAUACUCGGUGAUUAAGAAAGCAAAGCAGCAUAUAGGGUAAGAUUGUGGUAGUAAGGUGUAAGGGAGAUUCUGAAUAUUUGAUAAAUUUCCCAUUGUUUGGGUUUCCAAGCUGUUAUGUGGAUACAUUUAAGACUAGUUUGAGGCGGCUCAUUAAAUCACAUUUAAAAUAUA